UUUGACAUUUGGCUUUUAUUUCAAUUUAGAAAUUGAAAUGAAAUGACACUUUUGGUACCAGCGUGUUAUUUUAUGUAUUUAUUUUCAUCUUAUCAUUCUGAACACUCUGCGUGUGGUGUAAAUGUAAAUGAACGUUGAAUAUGUUUUUCUUUCAAAAUUUCGUGCGCGGAUCUUUUCCUACGAAGCAGUCGCGAUUGAUGCAGCAUCAGUGGAUGCAACCGCAGCAAAUGCAGAAAGAAAUGGAUGCGAGCCCACUGCUUAAGUAUAUUUACCUGAGCGGUGCUGGCGUGUCUCAGAUGGAGAGGUUUAUUGAAACUUGCCGGAAAAAUUUCUUGAUUUACAUCGUUACGAUCGAGACGGAUAUGGAUGAAUCGUCAGGGAAUACUUUUUAUCUGCAACAUGAAGCGGACAAGAUGGCGGAUAAUGUAUCGGUGAAUACCGAAUCAAAACAUAACACGGAUACAGAAUCUGAGGCGUCUUCAUACAGACCGAGAUCUAUCGAUAGAAGAGUAGCGAAAAUUAAACAGACAGAACCUGUAAAAAGUCCAUCGAGAAUCUUAAAACUGUUUAAGAAAAUAAUUCCUUCUAAAUCAACCAAAUCCAAAGAAAAUUCUCAGCCAAACGAAAUAAAUUUAAAAGAUUUUGGUUUUAAUGAUGAUAAUUCCACAAAUAUGCAUUACACUCUUCCAAUAUCAUUCAUUGAGCAUUCAAUUGGUGAAUGUACUAGUACAGAAACAAUGCGUGAAAUCAACGCGUUAAGUACCCAAAUAGAAGAAAGCGAAUAUUACGUACGAGAUGUACUCAUAAAGUACAUCCAAGAUAAAUCUGUUUUAAAAGAAGUACUCAACGCUGUCACCUUCCAUAAACGACUCCUGGAAGACAUAGAAAAACGCAGUAAUGAUUUAACCAACGAACACUGGAUACAACAAGUUGAAAACUACAAAAACAAACAGAAAACGCUUGAAUCCUCAAUGAAUUCAAUAAUUCAUCAAAAUCGUGAAUUACUUGAAGAGAAUGAACUUUUAACACGUAAAAAUGAGAAAUUAAGUGCGGCUAUGUUGUGUUUACAAGAAUCCGGUGGAAAUACUCUGAAUAAAACCCAAACAUCCUCAAAGUGUAUUCUUGAAGAUCUCAGUAAAAACAAUGAUAGACUAAGGCAAAAAGUUAACGGAAUUAUGAGUCAAGUUGGAAGUAUGGAAGAAACAGUGAAGAAGUUUCAUAAAAAGUGUCAAUUUCUGCAACAACAGUUGAAUAAUUCCAAUAAUCAACUGCAUAAUACAAAAGCGUUUUUUGAGAAAAGUAAAAUUGAGUACGAAAUGCACGUCGCCAAAUUGUCUAAUGAAUUGCACAGCGUCAGCAGUAUAGUCAAAGAUUCCACAGAUCAAAGUAACAUUAUAAUGCAGGAUUUGGAAAUGCUUAAAAUGCAACUGCAACCCAUCGCGACGUCCAUCAACUGGGAUAAAUUUCGUAAAUGUGUGAGGCCUUUGCCUGAAAUGAUAAACAUUCAUCGAACUUGCAUUAAUGAAUUGAGUAGUGCAUUGAUUUAUAAACAGAAGGAAUUGAAUUUGGCAUCAUCUGAAAAUGAAACUUUAAAACUUUCAAGUUCCAAUCACGAACCUCUUAAAGAUAGAAUACAACAACUCUGUACACAACUAGAAGAAUCUCUUAAGGAAGAAAAGUCUUUAAAAGAAGAAAUAGACACAUUAAAAGAAGCAAUAUUAACAAAGGAACAAAAUAUUGAAUCUUUACAGUCAGUAAUCGCUGAUAAAGACAAGGAAAUCGAUUCUAAAGUAAGUUUACUCCAUGAAAGUGCUGAUAAAAUCAAUGAAUUAAACGAUCAGUUAACAAAUGCUAAGACAGAAUACAAUCAGCUACUGUUCAACACCGAGAAAUAUCGACAUGAAAACAAUGCUCUUCACAUGCAGGUCAAAGGCAUGGCGCAGGUGUUAACUGCGACUGGAGCUGGUGAUAUUGCGAAAGAAUUAGCGAAUUCACAGGAGAAAUUAACAGCAAUUCAAACGCAAUUUUUUGCUUUGGCAGCAGAAAAUAAUAUCAUGCUUAAACAAAUCGAAACGAACAAAAGUGAACGUCAAACGCUUGUUGCGUAUCAAAAGAAUUGUUACGAACAGUUGCAAGUGUUACACAAGAAUAUUGAAGACCUAGAGAAGACAAAUGAGAUACUUAAAGAACAUUUAGAAAAUGAAAAACAGACUGUCAAUGCUCUACAAACAGAACGCGUGCGACAUUUGGAAGAAAGAACAAUUUUGACUGCAAUUUAUGAAAGACUUAAGUCGGAAAUCAGUAAAGUUGAUCAAUUGGAAGGUGCCGUCACUACAAUGAAUAAGAAAGCCAGUAAAUUAGCUUUGAUAGCUGAAUAUAAUAAACAACUCGGUGAAAAACUCCAAAAUGAAGUAGCUGAAAAAGAUGUGGCUAUAAAUGAACUACAAAACAAUGUAAAACAAUUGAAUUCGUUCCAAAUGGAGAGCACCAAAGAAAAAGUGGCGCUCUGCGAAGAGUUGAACAAAGUGUUCAGCGUCAAAGAGGUACUUAACACUAAAUUGACUGCUGAGUUAGAGAAAAACGUGAUUUUGGACGAAUCAAAGAGAGAAAUUCAAAACAACGCUAACUUGCAGUUGAAGGAAAUUCAAGCUGCGUACAAUCGAGAGCAUGAAGCACUUAAGACUCUUGUUCAAGAUGUAAAAAAAUUAGUGGCUGAACGAGAUUCUUUACUUCAAACAAACAAAGACUCGGAAUCCAAAUGUAUUAAUCUAAUGAUGGAACAUGAUAAACUUGUGGAAUAUAUUAAAACGCUUCAAACAGAUUUCAAAGAAAAAGAAGAGAAAUUUUACGAGUUGGAAAAACACAUAGAAAAACAAUCCGAUGUUCUUGAAACUUUACAGAAAAGCAGUUUAAGUGAGGUUAGUUAUUUAAGAAAUAAAUGUGAGUUGACUACCAAUCAAGUGGAUAAUUUGAAAACUGAAAAUGAAGCUUUGAAAGGCUCUUUGGAAUAUUUACAAACUGAUAUUGGUAAAAUUCGUAAUGAUUUAGAUCAAUCAAGACAAAAUGAACAGGAGUAUAAAAAUGCUUUGGAAAAUCUUCAAAAUACUUAUAAUGAAUUAUAUCAAGAAUAUCGAAACAAAUCAAACGCGUUACAACAAAUCAUUGAAGAAAAUGAAGCGUUGAAGAAAAAUGUGUAUUCUUUGGGUGAAAAGUUCAAAUGUUUAAGUGAAGAAAAUGAAAGAAUUUCUCAAGAUUCUCUCCGUUUGGAAACAAUGCUCGCAGAAAAAUAUCAAACCACAAAAGUUGCUGGUUUGCCAACUCCAAAACACGUGGAAAAUGUUCUGGACGACAUAAAUGCUCGCGAUGAAGAGAUUUUAAUCCUUCAAGAUCGUCUGCGUGAGCAUGAAGAGCGCGGAGAGGAAUUAAAUGAUUUAUUUGCAACUAUUUCAGAAAAUCGGAACAAUUUUGAGAAGAAAAAUGAACUGUUGCAACAAGAACUUGAUAGCACCGUGCAAGACUUGCAGAAUUAUCGUGAACGUUGUGAGAAACUCGAGAAAAUCAUUGAAGAGUUAGAGAAAAAUAUGGUUUCUGUAGAUGUUUUGGAAGAUCAGCAUGAGAGGUUUAAUUCGACGCUUGAAGCACGCAAACAGGACUAUAAAAUUGCAUUCCAAAAACUUGAAGAAAAAAUAAACGAAUUACAAGUGCAAAAAGAGCAAGAUGAUAAAAAAUAUGAAGAAACUGUUAAAAAUUGCGAGCAAUACAAAGAAGCCCAUGAAAAACUCCAAAAGGCUCAUAAAGUAUUAGCACUCAAGCUAUUCACAGCUGUCAGAGUAUUGAUUUGUGAGAAAGUCGCAAUGGAAACUUCACAAACAAAAUUAAAUACUUUGGAAAAAGAUAAAGAACAAUUAUUAAAACAUAACGAACAAAGUGAAGCAGAACUGCAACAACUUCGAAUGCAACUCAAUGAAUUUCAACAGGAACUAGAUGAAGCAAAAUGUGAAAACUCUUCAUUAUUUGAAGACAUCACAUCAACUCGUGCACUUAUAUCAGACUUACAACUAAAAUUAUCAGAAGCAUCAAUCGGGAAUAAUCAGAAAAUAAAAGAACAAGAAAAGUGCAUAGUUACAAUGAAAAAUCAACUCGACGAAAGCCGAAAAUCUUUGGAUAACUUACAAAUAAUAAUCGCUGACCUAGAAGCCACCACAGCAUCUUUAGAGUUUGAGAAAUCAUCAGCAGAAAUACGCCUGCACGAACUUGAAACACAAACACAAAGUGAAAUAAUCCGCAGUAACGAAAUGAAAAGAGCCAUGCAGAGUACUCUAUCAUUGAUAAUUGAAAUGAAAGAACGCGGGAAUAUUUCCCCACAUGUUCAUAACCAGCUGCUUCAGUCAUUUAGUGUGGCGCACGUCUGA
Dalotia coriaria is the source of this 4412-nucleotide messenger RNA. Its product is annotated as putative leucine-rich repeat-containing protein DDB_G0290503. The transcript has 16 exons. NCBI's taxonomy places the organism in Eukaryota, Metazoa, Arthropoda, Insecta, Coleoptera, Staphylinidae. The coding region runs from base 141 to 4412 and encodes 1423 amino acids. The record is from RefSeq and is a predicted model, not a curated record.